Molecule: messenger RNA, 588 nt
Organism: Ramularia collo-cygni
Lineage: Eukaryota; Fungi; Ascomycota; Dothideomycetes; Mycosphaerellales; Mycosphaerellaceae
Product: related to Altered inheritance of mitochondria protein 41, mitochondrial
Exons: 1
Coding region: 1-588 (195 amino acids)
Cellular component (GO): mitochondrion
Molecular function (GO): carbon-nitrogen ligase activity, with glutamine as amido-N-donor
Source: RefSeq, a predicted model, not a curated record
AUGUCCCUCAACAUCACCCGCUCUCUCGCGCGAAGUCGCAUGAUUCCAUUUCUUCCCACCCGCAAUGUCUGUCUGCAAUGCCGCCGCACAUACGCCACUCCAGUCCCCCCAACCCCGCCAGCGCCGCCUCUCCUGCUCAAGCUCAAAGGGGAUCUCAAGACGGCGAUGAAGGCCAAGGACACCAACCGUCUCAAUGUUCUCCGAACCCUCCUAGCCGAAGUGGCAAACUCCGCCAAAACAUCAAAUCCCAUCAAGUCCGACUUGCAGCUGCUGUCUAUAUUGCGGAAACGCGCAGCAGCUGCGAAGAAUGCCGGCGAGGAGGCCAAAGCAGCAGGUCGAGAGGACUUGGUGGAGAAGGAGAAUCAGCAGGCGGCGGUCAUGGAGGAGUAUGCGGGGAGCGUGGAGACCCUUUCCGAGGAGCAAAUCCGAGAAGCCGUCAUUGCGGUGGUGGAUGGGGUGCAGGGAGGCAGUGGGAGUAACAUGGGCCAGGUACUGAAGAAGGUCAUCGGUCCUGGAGGCAGUCUGGAAGGAAAGCCGGUGGAUCGCGCAGAGGUCGCGAGGAUUGUCAAGCAGGUCUUGGGGCAGUGA